Heteronotia binoei (common prickly gecko) is the source of this 874-nucleotide messenger RNA. It is a transcript of the gene PTRH2, whose product is annotated as peptidyl-tRNA hydrolase 2. The record is from RefSeq and is a predicted model, not a curated record. Gene Ontology annotation, biological process: positive regulation of anoikis; negative regulation of anoikis. Gene Ontology annotation, molecular function: peptidyl-tRNA hydrolase activity. Gene Ontology annotation, cellular component: cytosol; mitochondrion. Bases 239 to 757 code for a protein of 172 amino acids. The transcript has 2 exons. NCBI's taxonomy places the organism in Eukaryota, Metazoa, Chordata, Lepidosauria, Squamata, Gekkonidae.
UCAAGUUUCCACGCGCCCGUCCUCGAGCGCUCUCGUCGACGUCAUUUCCGGGGCCGCUUUUUUUUCGCCCCUCCCCCGCCAUACGGGUGUUUUUAGGCCCCCUUCUCCACAGAAAGCCUCUGGAUUGGCCCGCCGCCUGGAGGGUCACGAGAGCGUGAGGACCCGCGAUGUCGCGUCAUCGAUUAGUUGGCGUGCCUGUGACGUCACGCAACGGCCUGGGACAGUCUGUGGCAGCGCUAUGGAUUACCUUUCUAAACCUGGUCUCUUCAGCCUGAUUGCCGGAGUCGCCUGUGGGGUAUGCCUGGGCUGGGGCCUUCGGGGACGCCUCUUCCGUGCACCCAAAGCCAGAAUGGGCAUGGUUGCCAACGAACUAGGCAACGAAGCCAGCAUCAUGGGCGAAGGUGGGGAAUUCAAGAUGGUGAUCGUGGUCCGUAACGACCUAAAGAUGGGCAAGGGCAAAGUGGCUGCCCAGUGUUCCCACGCUGCCAUUUCCUCCUACAAGCAAGUUCAGCGCCGGAACCCCGAACUCCUGAAGCAGUGGGAGUACUGCGGCCAGCCAAAGGUGGUCCUGAAGACUCCCGAUGAGGAAACUCUUCUGGAGCUCCUGACUGAAGCCAAAUUAUUGGGCCUGACGGUCAGCUUAAUCCAGGAUGCAGGACGCACUCAGAUCUCCCCAGGCUGCCGGACUGUCCUGGGCAUUGGGCCAGGACCAGCUGAGAUAGUAGAUAAAGUUUCUGGUCACUUAAAACUGUUUUAAAGGGAAAAGGAAACAAAUCCUGAAAUAGCAAUGAUAAGAGGGUGUAAUCCAGAUUCAUUUUCUGCUGCUCUCUUUUUUUAAAAAUAUGAUACAUAAAAGUAUGUGCAUCUACCUACA